Molecule: messenger RNA, 666 nt
Organism: Lachancea meyersii CBS 8951
Lineage: Eukaryota; Fungi; Ascomycota; Saccharomycetes; Saccharomycetales; Saccharomycetaceae
Source: the annotation of a GenBank genome assembly
AUGUCAGCCAACGGAACAAACGAAAUUGCAGCGCUUUAUCCGCCUCCACCACCUUACAUCAAGCACUUUACGCUCGAAAACGUGGCCAAAUUCGAAGAGCUCAAAGGAUCGGGCUACACUCUAGAAAAUUUGGAAGAUGACUUGGAAUACCUAGUUCCUCCUACAAUUCCCACCGAGGGCCAUUACAGGGCUUUUGGAAGCAUAUGGCAGGUCAAGGAUGAGCUUCCAGACUUGGCAAGCAUGGGAAUGACACAGCUCUACCAGUUCAAAGAGAGCAAUGAGGGAGCAAGUUCCAGUUAUCAGGAAAAGAUACAAGAGCUUCACAAACUGCUGCGAUCGCUCCUGCUGAAUUUUUUGGAGUUGACAGGAAUCCUGAGCAUAAAUCCCGAGCAGUUUCCGGAAAAAGUUGAGCACAUACAGACCAUUUUGGUCAACAUACAUCACCUGCUGAACGAGUAUCGGCCGCACCAGUCGCGGGAGUCUCUCAUCAUGCUGCUGGAAGAGCAGUUGGAGAGCAAGAGGAGCGAAAUACAGAAAAUUGAACAGGUUUGCGCGCAAGUCAAGGAAAAGCUCGUUAAGAUGGUAACCGAGGGAGAGGAUUCCGCGGUCGGGGACCAAAGUGGUGAGACGCAAGACGUUGAUAUGGCGGAUGAGGCUGGUCCUUAG